This is a messenger RNA of Microthlaspi erraticum, 1476 nucleotides long. The record is from the annotation of a GenBank genome assembly. Lineage: Eukaryota; Viridiplantae; Streptophyta; Magnoliopsida; Brassicales; Brassicaceae.
AUGAUUGAUUGGGUUGAGAAACAAUUCAUUAGCUGCCUGAAGCAAUUCUUCACUAUUGCGGAUUUGCAUAACCACAGAAAAGAAUUUGAAGAGGGAAGUCCUGAAGAGAAGUCUUGGCUUGUCUGCCUUAAAAAGAUUGAAAAACUAGCAAAGGACAAGACAGACGAUGUGAUGAAAGGUUACCUUCGACACUCUAGUAAGAAGAGUAAAGAGAGGAUAGAGGAGGCGAAGAGGAGAAGAGAGGUGGUAGAAGCCGAAUCUGAGAAGUUCAUUGAGGCUGCUGGGAUGAAGACGAAAGCUGUGAUUGUCACUGAGGAUGAAGCGAAGAUGGUCACUGAGGACAAUAGCAACAAUAUCAUCCAAGCUUACCGAGAGAGGAGUAAAAGUGGGGCCAUUGUGGCUGAAGAUCAGAUUAUUGAGGUGGCUGAGAAGAAGUCGGAGGGUGUAGAUGCCAAAGAUGAGAAGGACAUAGGGAAGGAUUCUGAGAAAAGCCCCAAAGAAGAAGCUCUUGUGACCGAUGCCAAAGAUAAGAAGAACAUUCCUCUGACCACUGAGAAGGAUUCUGAGAAAAGCCCCAAAGAAGAAGCUCUAAAGGAGCGUGUUUGGGAGUUGAUGAUGGAAAGGGACUUUACAGCAGCUUUCAGUUUAGCACUCAGAGAAGAAGGGUCGCUUUUAGCACCAUGGCUAUGCACCAAGACUAUUUUACCCGUGGCUGAUCUUUCUUUGGGGCAGGACCUCUUGCUGACCCUUCUCCACCACCUUUCUCGUGCUCUCUUCUUAGACCCCAGUCAGGACAAUCUGACUUUCAUGCAUCAGGUGGUCAAGGAACUGGACCGUGAGCAGUGGAAGGAUCUAAAUCAGGAAUGGAUUUCAAACGUAUUGAAGGAUGUGACAUGUCGUUUGAAGAAUUACACAGGCCAAAGCAAAAGCAGAGCAGUCAUGUUGGAAUCCCUUCUACAGACCAAAGCCGGUGCUUCAACCACCACCGUAGAAUACAAAGCAGCUGAUAUGGUGGUCAUUGAGGAUGAAGCUAAAGCUGAGAUGGACCUUUCAAGGGAUGAGACUACUGAUCAAAAGGAGGUUGUGCUUGAGCUUGUACGUCACCGUGCCUCUAAGAUGAUCGAAGAUCUCAAUUUCGAGGGGGGUUUUGAGUUGGCCCUAACUGCAAGAGACGUAUCUUUGGCACCAUGGAUCUGCUUGCAGAUCCAUAAACCCCUCGCCGAUCUUUCUCUCAGCCUGCCAGUGUUGAUCUCCCUUCUUCAACACCUUGCAGCAGGGCUCGACAGAGAAGACAAGGGGGCCAGGCUCCAUUAUAUGAGAGAGGUGUUGGAAUUAGUCAAAGGUCACCCUGAGCUGAGGAAGCAUCCAAAUCAGAAAUUGAUUUCCAAAGUAUUCAAUGAUUGUAAAGAUUUGUUGAAGCGUUGCAGGGAAAGUGAAGACAGCAAGAUCAUUGCAGUCAUGUUGGAAGCAAUCUGA